UGUCCGCGUUAACUUCACGAUAUGUGACCGGAGUAUUUGUUUUGUACCGUGUCUACGGAUCGAGCACUGGUGAGGAUCUGUCAUCGAGGCAGGUGGAGUCUCCCAUCCACUCCCCGGUGAAGGAACACGGAAGAGGGGACACGCCUGCCCUCCGUGUAAUUUAACUUCAGCGUGUGUGACAGGGUCGAGCAUGACUUCGGUUUGGAAACGGCUCCAGCGGGUAGGAAAGAAGGCGUCGAAAUUCCAGUUUGCGGCUUCGUUUCAAGAGCUGAUCAUAGAAUGUACAAAUAAAUGGCAACCGGACAAACUGAGAGUGGUGUGGAUCAGAAGGAGCAGACGUCACAGCACAAAGUUGCACAGCUGGCAGCCAGGAAUCCAGAACCCCUACAGAGGCUUGGUGGUUUGGCAGGUUCCAGAGAGUUUAGAUAUCACGGUCACACUCUUCAAGGAACCGACUGCAGAGGAGUUUGAAGACAAAGAAUGGACUUUUGUUAUUGAGAAUGAGACAAAAGGAUGUAAAAAAGUGCUGGCAUCAGCUGAUGUCAAUAUGAAGAAGUAUGCAAGCGCCACACCAGCUCAGUACGAUUUAACACUGACGCUCAAACCACUCUCUGUGAAAGUGGUGGAAGCCACACUGAAGCUCAACCUGUCGUGCAUCUUUCUCAGGGAAGGCAAGGCCACAGAUGAGGACAUGCAGAGUUUGGCCAGUCUUAUGAGCAUAAAACAGAAUGAUAUUGGUAAUCUGGAUGACUUUAAUGACAGCGACGAUGAAGUCAGCGAAGAGAGAAGGUCAAACUUUGGAACAGGACAAGUUACUUAUGUUACAGCCUCUGCUUCCCCCACUGAAAGAGUUCAUGAUCUGGCCUGGAGGCCUGUAGUUGAAUUAGGCCCCACAGUGACCUCAGAGACUGAUAGGAAAAGGUCUUCUGGCAUUUCUUCCACCUUUUCAGCACCAUCUUAUCCUCUACGGUCACUGCCAGUCCCUGAUCCAUCUGUUCCAUCUUUCUCAUUGCAAACCCACGCACAACCACCGAGCACUACCCAGCAAGCUCGGCCCUCUCCCGAUGCCUACUCGUUGCCAGCCUUUGCACACUCUCACCUUCCUGUACUCCCCAAAAUCUUCCAGCACACUGUUGGAUCAGCUCCUCAAAGGCCCCAAAGCUUCCAUUUUGGCUCCUCUUCAACUGAAGCCUUGAAGGCCCAAGCCUGUACUAGUGCACGUAGAGAGCAGAGUGGUCCUUCUUUUUCCUCUGUUUCCUCAUCAUCAUCCUCAGCUCUACUCAGCUCUUUCCCUAUACCUCCGCCACGUCCUGCUCUCAAAGCCUGCUCCACCUCUGAAAAGCUUGCCUCACCUCUGCUAGAGUCUGAUAUGGGGUCUGCCCAUAUCAAACCUACAAGUCUACCGUUUUCCCCAGAGUCAGCUUCCUGGCAGACUGAAUGGAGGCCUCCUAAAUCUCAGGUCCCUCUAGCACAGCUGGCCCACUCUCCUACGUCUCUGCAUCCCUUUGUCAGUGAUCCUGGACAAGCUGCACUUCUGCAGAAAAAGCAGAGACUAGAGAUGCCAUCUUCAUCUUCUCUGCCCACUGCUCAGCCUUUAGAUGAGAAACCCAGCGGAGGGUCUGGAUAUGUUUCUUUUUGGAAACCUCAGGUCACAUCUGCAUUAGAGACCGCCUCACCUUCUCUACAUCUUUCCUCUGCUCAUGUGUUUCCUUCUCUUUCAGUCUGUGAACAUGAUGCAGAGUUCAAAAGACAGCUGAGCACCCUGAAUGAAGAGGAUAACCAGUGCACAGCACCCACAGCCUCUAACCCUGGAGGCCCAGCCAGCCAAAGGUCAGAGAAGGUCAGAGCUUCAGAGAGGAAAAGAGAUACAGCGUGUGGACUCGACGCUGCCAAAGCAUCAGCAGGUGAUGAAAACGUGGUUUUACUGCAGUCAACAUGUUCGAUUGGUGCUGCAAAACCACUAUCCCAAACCCAAGUAAAUAACGCUGAACAGCAACUACAAAAACCUCCAAAUAGUAGCACCAUUCAAUGGGAAGAGCUACCAAAAAUGACUACAGAAAGUUAUCCUGCAGACAGGAUCAUUCUGUGGGAAGAGCUACCAAAGGUGACUACAGAGGAAAUUAGAAAAGCACCACAGAAAGACAGUGAGAUGAUGAAAGAAAUGGCUGACACGCAGAUGGAGACAAAUAGAAAAGCUGGGAUACUGUUGCCUGGCCCAACCAUCAGCAGCACAUUUGGAUUUCCUACUACUUCUGAACAAACAUCUGAAUCCCUUGUGCACAAUGAAUCUACUUGGAAAAAGUCAUCAAAAGAUUUUGAAGUUGCAACCACAGAACUUGCUCUUCACCCAGAAGGAGACGUAUAUCUAGAAAUAGAUAAAAAUGUUUGCCAGCCUAGUGCACAAUGUGUGCAAAGUUGUGUGGCGCCUGAAACGGGCUAUAAACAGGUUAAUUUUUUGGGGACCUGUUCCAGGUUGACAAACAUUGCUGGCAUGCCAUCCAAAAUGCCACCAGAUUAUGAAAAACAGUGGCGUGUUGAUCGAAAGCUAAUCUGGAAGAAACAAUCUCAAAUACAGCGAAUAUUACCACCAUCUUCAUUAGAGAAGAAUGAAAGUGAAAAGAAGGAAAUGGUUUCACUGGCACGCUCUUGCCCCAGGAAGGCUAGAAAUCCAGGAUUCCCAUCUGUGUCUCAAUACAGUUAUACAAAUCACUUUGGUCCAGAUGUAUGCAGCAUACCUGGCUCAGAAUCUGUUAUUGAUAGCAGAUCAAAGAUGUCGCAAGAAGAAUUUAGUGCCAUGACUGAAAGAGAAGUGUUACUAAGAGAGAAGGAUGGAAUUCAAGAACCGGGAGUUUUGACGCCAACAUGUCCAGAGCAUUCCUCAAUAACAGACAUGACCGUGAUUCCACAAUCUACUAUAGUAAAGUGUGGAUUGGCUAAAAACAGCAUUUUAGGUUCUUGUCCAAAAAUCUCUCUAAUUGAAGGCAUUCCCUCAUUAUUGGAGAAUCCUUUCAGCAAAAACUGGAUAACAGAUUUUAGACCUUUAGCAGUAAAACAAGCGAAACUCAACCUCAUAAUGACUGAAUAUAGCCUUGACCAUGGUGAAAUGAAGGUAAUGUCAACCUUUGCCUCGAUUUGUCCAAAAGAAGCUUCUGUCCCAGGAUUUCCAUCUGUUUUUGCACCGACAGUAAUCUGUAAUAAGUCUAGAAUGCUCAGUCUCCUUCCAUCUUCCCCUACUGUCUCCAGUAUAGCUGGUUUUCCAUCAUUACAAGCUGACAGCAAAAACUGGAACAGCAUUCAUCAACCAUUGUGGAAGAAGCCGUCUGAAAGGGAGCUCGUGUUAGUAAUGGAGCUCGAUAAAAUACCUAAAAACAUGAAUGGAAUCGUUUCUCUUGCACAAAGUUGCUCAAGGAAUUCGUGCAUCUUUGGGUUUCCCUCUGUGCCAAAUCCCAGAUUGUAUAAUGUUGCAGAUAUGACAGAUAUGGUCAGUCUUUCAUGCUCAUGCCCCAAACUGUCACAAAUAGCCGGAUUUCCAUCAUAUUAUGAUUCAAAAGACUGGAUAAUAAGCAAGGAACCACUGUUUGAACCAAGAAUGAAAGACAAGCAGAUGGACAGAGAGAGCAAAAUGACAAGUAAUGAGAGAGUAAUGAAAUUAAUGGUUUUCCUUCUACCAACUUGUCCCAAAGUUUCAAGUAUUCCUGGUUUCCCAUCUGUUCCAUGUCCCAAAAUUCAUGGCCUGAAUAUGGUCAACCUCCUUCCUUUGUGUCCAGUAAUUUCUGCUGUACCUGGAUUUUCAUCGAUUGAAUCACAUCUGAACGUGGGAUGGCCAUCUGAAACGGAUUUACUGAUGCACAGACCACAAAGGAAUACUCAUCUUAGCAUAAUCUGCUCACCAGUGAUCAUAGACAAACCAAGCCACAUGCUUCCUUUAGUUCCAUCGUGUACAAGAUCAUCAUUGAUUCCAGGCUUUCCUACUGUCACUAAAUACAAUAUCCUAACUCUCCUACCCGCUUGCCCGCAAGUAUCAAGUUUGCCAGGGUUUGCCUCACUCAAAGUGGGCUUAAAAUCCCAGUGGCUUUUAGAUCCAUAUACUUAUGGAUCUAUGCAUAAAAAUCCAAAGGAGACAGUUUUUCUUAAAGAUGUUCCAAAUCAAAAUGCAGAGAUUAUGCAUUUAAUGGCGCCAGCUUGCCCAGAAAACUCCAGAAUCCCUGGAUUCCAGUCUGCGCCCCAUUACAAUUCCAAGAAUAAAUCCAGAAUAAGUUUUGUACCUUACUGUGCCAGUGCUUCAUGUAUCAAGGGAUUUGCAUCCAUGACUCCAGUACCAAGCACAGGUUGGCUAAGUGAAACAAAAUCUAUUUUGUCAAGACCUCAGAAGAAAAUGGCAGAAAUGUUUGUGGUACUUACUCAACAGGUCAAGUCGGAUUGCUUCAACGUAAACAUGAUAGCACAAGUGGGGUCUUGCCCCAAAAAAGCCAGAGCAUCCGGUUUUCCGUCUGCUCAAAUUACAAACAAAUCACCAAAUAUGGUCAGCCUAAACUCUUCUGCUCCAUGUGUUUCAUGCAUCCCAGGUUUUCCAUCAGCCAGAAGGCAUAGUGCUGAAUCUAUGAACAUACAAACCGUGGCAACAUUCAACAAGAUCUUGUUUAAAAACCUACGCAAUAAAAGAAUUAGCAUUGGAGAGUUUCCUGCAAAACAAGACCAUAAGCAAGAUGAAGUUAAGAACAUGGUAGCAAUGGCUCCAUCGUGUCCAAAACUCACUCAAACUCCUGGGUUCCCCAGUAUUUUGCAAUUGAAUCCAACUGCAAAAACAAAGCCUGUGCCACCUGCAACUAAGAAGCAAACCUUGCAAGAAUUACCUCAUGCAGAGUCAUAUCUCAAAGACACAGGAAAUCCUGGUGUUUCUUUUGUACCUGGUAGCAGUCCAAGCACAGAACUUUCAUAUGAAGAGAAACUUAAAAUUGGUGCCAAGCAAAACAUAGAACUUAAUGUAGAUAAUAGAAAAUCUGAAAUAGAGAGGACAGCAGAGGAAGACCUAAGAGUGAAGAAACCAUUGGAAAGAUCUGAGCUGGUGGGAAUCUUAGGUUGGGAACUAUUGGAAGCUGAAGGAACAAUAACAGAAAAAAAAGGAGAAUCCUCUCUAUCAGAAAAGGAAAAAGAUAUCUCUGGAUUAGUGGGUGCUAUUGUGGGUGUUUUCCACAAAGGUUACAAAACUGUAGCAUCAAUCUUGGGGCCAUCGAACUCUGGGUUAGCUGAAGCUGAUCACCAACCCAAGCCUCUCUCUUCUUUGGAUGCAACAAUGACCCCUUCGGAUGAGUUUUUUCAAGUCUUUACAAAUUGCACCAUUCCCAUCGAGGACAGGUGUGAGGCUUCUAUCGGCCAUGCUACGGAGGAUACAGAGGAAAGAUUACUCACAGGGAAGGUCGCUGUUCAAACACCAAUGUGCACUGAAGGUUUACUUCCAAGGCAGCAGACUGAGGUAGAACAGGAUGAGGUUAGAGUGGUGUUGUCUUCUUGUCAGCUGGAAAAAGGCCCUGAACAAAUAAGCAUGGAAGAAAAUAAUGCUACCUCCCAGAAGCCCACAUCAAACGAGACACUGACAGAUGCCACUAAAGAUAGAGAAGUAAUGUUGGAUGUUGCCUUGGAAGAAGCCUCACGUGAUCAUAACGUUAGUUCAGAUGGACCACAAGGUGACAGUUCAGUACCGCAGCGAGGGAAGAAGCCAAAAAGAAGAAAAGUUCAAGACCCGCCACAGAACGAGUGUGAGAGUGAAAACACAGUUCCUAAACGUCCUCUUAGAAAGAAAGAUAGUUUAACCCGAGACCACAAACCCAAAUUUAAUGGUGUAUCUGUCAAGUGCCUUCCUGAAGUUGUCCCAGUGGAGUCAUUAAACAAGGAUGCUAAUGCGGAAGUAAUAUCUACACAACCUGCUACCUACCCAAGCCCACUCAAAAGAACUCACGAUAUCAUCCCAAAACCAGAGCUUUGUGAGAAAACUGGCACUAUUUCACUCAUUAAGGAGAUACAUCUUCCUUCAAUUGAGAGUGACAAGGGAAUUACACCACAGAAUUUAAAUGUCACAGUUACGAAUUCUGAUAAACCAGUCCACUUUGAUAAAGCAGCAGUUGGUGAUAGGCAAGAACUAAGUCAACCAGCAAUAACUUGUGACGCAUCUAUUGAUGCACUUAAUAUUAAAACUCCUCAAAAGUCAGAGGAUGCACCAGUCACUGCAGAAACUGAAAGCCUAACAGAAACAGCUUAUUCUAUCCCAAAGCCUUGUACGAAUAUCCAUUCCAGUGGCACCUUCUCCGGUGACCUUUCAGCUACACAAAGAGCCUCUAAAGCUGAUAAUGGAGAACAGGCACAGUCAGCAAGGCAUGGUAGCCCGUCACAAAUUUCUUCAACAGCUAAAGAACUGUCAGAGGUGGAACAUAAUAAAGACCUUCCUCUUCUUUCCCCAGUUUACCAACCAGAAGUAGUGGCUGGUGUACACUUAAGGAAAAGCAGAUUAACCAAUGAGGAAAAUGUUCAAGCAGAGGAUAAUAAUUCUUCAGAAUCUCCAGUAAAACUCUCACGUUUGCCAGUGCCGAAACCAAGAGUAAAGAAACGUCUUAGUGAUUUUUUCCCAGACGACACUGAAAUCUCAGAUAGUUCAGCUGUCAGUAACAAGGAAUCAAAGGAAGGCCCACCAUCACUGGAUUCAAGUACGAUAUCUGAAUUAAGUUUUGUCACAAUUCAUCAAGAAUAUGACAAUACAUUACAAUUGGAAAAGGAAGUUCUAGCAGCAAUGCAAGAAGAGUUUAGUCAGUCAGGUGGAGAGGAUACAGAGCACGAUUUCGGUGAGACCACUGAAGGCUGGACUUUUACAGACGAACACGUUUUUACAGAUCCCUGUGAGAAGGCUGUAGAGGCAGUAACUGAACAGUAUGUAAUGGAGACAGUCCAGGAAGCAAAGACCGAUAGGCACCUUGCAAGUACUGUUGCUUCUCAGGAUGACUGGCUGCAUCUAGACCAUAAUAAAGAUAGUGAACAAAUGGAAAUUGAACUAAAAAAGGAAAAGAAAGAUGAAGAGUUGGACUUUGGCUUUGUGUCUGUCACUGCAGGUUGUUCAGAGUUCAGGCAAAGGGAAACAAGAGAAGAAUUAUCAGGUCAGCCUGUACCGAUGCCUCGGAAUAAGAAGCAUUUGAGUUGUUCUUCCUUAGAUGACAGCAAGUCACAAGUUGUUGCCCUUAAGCAGGACAGGAAACCAACAACAUCUCCAUCUCAGGAGAAUCCACCGGGAAGUCCGACCUUAGUUACGUCAAGUCAGUCCUUACUGGAAUGGUGUCAGGAGAUCACAAAGAAUCACAAGGGAGUGAAGAUUACCAAUUUCAGCACUUCCUGGAGGAACGGCCUCGCGUUUUGUGCCAUCUUACACCACUUCCACCCAGAAAAGAUUAAUUUUGAAAUGUUGGAUCCAUAUGACAUCAAGCAAAACAACAAAAAGGCUUUUAAUGGCUUUGCUGAACUUGGAAUUUCAAGGUUGAUGGAGCCUUCAGACAUGGUCAUGCUUGCAGUGCCUGACCGCCUCAUUGUCAUGACCUACCUUAACCAGAUCCGCACAUAUUUCACUGGCCAGGAGCUCAGUGUGCUUCACAUAGACAAAGACACCAGUGAGUCCAGUUAUGCUGUGGCAGGGGACCGGGAAGCCCAAGACGACCCCGAGGCAACUGUUCGCUACUGCGCCCAGAGGCUCCAGGAGGAGGGUAUAAGUCUUGAGACUAAUGGGAGUGUAAGCACUGCAGAGAAGGACAGUAAAGCCAGCAGGGACGUGGUGCCGCCUCCCAGAACCAAACGCUCGCAGGUUGCUGGGGUGAGUGCAGCUCAGUCUCCGGUGGCGCCACCACGGACUCAUUUUCUGUUCAAGUCUAGUUUCUCUCAUGUCAGAGAUGCUGACCUGGUUAAGAAGCGUAGGUCACAGCGCAGGAGCGGGUCAGUCGAAGAAGGAGACAUAUCAGCGGCUGAAGCCCAAAGGAAGUCAGAAACUGAGAGAAUGGAUGCUGCGUUAAAGGACAGAAGAUCAGAGGGCCAGGACCCGAGCGAGUACGUGCUGAAUCAAAUGGAAGCCUUGGAAGCAGAACAAAAUCACAUUGAUAACAGAGCAGGUGUGGUGGAGAGGAAACUCAGACAGUUGCUGGAAACAGGCAGUGACAAGGAGGAGGAGGAGCGGUUGAUUCAGGAAUGGUUCACAUUGGUUAACAAGAAAAAUGCUUUAAUCCGGAGGCAGGACCAUCUACAGCUACUGCUUGAAGAACAAGACUUGGAACGAAGAUUUGAGCUGUUAAACAAGGAGCUGAGGGACAUGAUGGCAAUUGACGAGUGGCAGAAGACUCAGGCCCAUAAACACAGAGAGCAGCUGCUGCUUCAGGAGCUGGUGUCACUGGUGAACCAGAGGGAUGAACUGGUCCACAGUAUAGAUGCCAAGGAGAGAGGAGCUGUGGAGGAGGAUGAGCGUCUGGAGCGUGGCCUGGAGCAGCGCAGGAGGAAGUAUGCUAAACAACAGAAAGAGAAGUGUGUGAUGCAGUGACCACCGCAAACUUCCAAAUGUUGGGCCAAGGCAGUUUUCUCUCCUCUGUCACCUGCUAUCAGAAUGAAUGAUGUGGUUUUAGGUCAGCAGUAAGUGCACAUUCACACUGAAUCUGAGAAGAUUCAGAAUUCACAUUAAAGUUUGGCUUGAGUGGAAGUUUUGGUCUGCUUUGCAUUUUUAAUGUCUCAACAUGUGCCACUAGGAACCCUUUUGUUACCUGAUAUAUGCACUAGUUAAACCUCAUGAACUGUUUGUAAUGAUGCAAAGUGGGUUUGAGUGUGGAAAUGGUUGGAAAGCCUAGAAUAGCUGGCUUAGACUAUGGAUGAUCUAUAGAUCCUAGAAGCUCCAGCAGCACAAAGCCAACAGCCUUGCAACAUUACAAAAAGCAUCCGUGUGGGUCCGUUUUGUUUAAAGUUAAUGGUUUCAAGCUGAAUUUGGUGUAACGUGUGAUUUUCAACAGUUUUGAACAAAAAAAAACACAAGAAAAGUCAAGGUGAGAAUUUCACAAAUGUAGGUGCUACUGAUUGGAGCUGAGUAGCCUUCACACAAAUGUAACUGAAACAGCGAGUCGCCCUGUUGAAAUGUGAAUGAUGUCACUCUCCCGCUGCUCAGCGUGUCAAAUCAAAGUUUGUAUUUAAGUGUCUCAGAGGUUUUAUCUUGUGUUUGCAGUUCUCUGUUCAUCAUUCGUGUGUACUACAGCUUACAUCUCGCCAAAAGCAGUGCCUUUUAUAAAGUUUUAUUAACACCUGUUACAUUUAAAAUAUUUGUAAAGACGGGAAAAUACUAAAAGCUUAAAUACACAUUUUAUGCAAUUUUGAAUGUGUUUUAAACUGUGGGAUUAUAUUUGCCAUUCUUCCAUAGAAAUUCAACGUCAAUAAACCUUCCUGACACAAAA
Maylandia zebra (zebra mbuna) is the source of this 9455-nucleotide messenger RNA. It is a transcript of the gene ehbp1l1a, whose product is annotated as EH domain binding protein 1-like 1a. The record is from RefSeq and is a predicted model, not a curated record. Lineage: Eukaryota; Metazoa; Chordata; Actinopteri; Cichliformes; Cichlidae. Gene Ontology annotation, molecular function: protein binding.